AUGUAUUCCAGGCACAACAUAACAGUUCAUGGAGCUAAUAGUACAAGUUUCAACACAACGGGUUUAAGAGGAGACACGGUGUAUAAUAUCAGUGUUUCUGUUAAUACCAAGUUUGCUGGGUUAUUUGGCCUCCCUAUUCAAAUUGUUACACCACAAGGAACACCAUCAAUGUCUGCAUACAAUUUUACGUGCAAAGCAGUGAGUCACAGUUCACUUCUACUACAAUGGAAACACUCUCCUCCGGCUUUUCUAGAAGGUAUUCGAACGAAAUAUAAGAUUUAUUACCAACUUUGGAACAAGGUAGUGACUGAAAUUGACGAACCAUAUAAACGAAAUAUGGAGUUGUUCUUCUUGAAACCAAGUACAACAUACACUGUAUGGAUAACGGCUUUCACAAAUGCCGGUGAAGGUGAACCAACAACUAAAAUUAAUUGCUCAACAUUGGAAACCUGUAAGUUAAUAAAAUCCUCUUGAUUUAUCUUAAAUUCGGUGAUGAUGAUGUCGAUAGUAAAAUAGGGUGCAUGGAUUCGCAUGCGACUAUGCGUUUAUUUAUUCUGCGUUUUCCAAACUGAUAUUGAAUGUGAUUAUUUAUUAAUAAUUGCUUUUUUCACCACGACUAUUUGAAAAUGUCAAACUGACAUGUAAUAUAGUCAUAAUUGUUAUUACACAACACUAAGAUAUCAAAAUGCUGAGUAGUAUGGAUAAGAAUUUUAUAUUUUUUAUUUCGCAUUGCUGAAGUUCGCAAAUUCCGGACUUUUUGAAAAAAGAUUGUAGUUUAAGGGUUAUUAUAUACCGUACGUCCACGCAUGAAAAGUAGAUCUGAAGGCGAGAAUAAUGAAUGAAGUUCAUAACAAUGCUUUACAUUUCAUAAAGUAUUAAUAAAAACUUUAUUAAGCACGUUUGAAUCUUGAGUAAUGUUUUCUGUUAACGCUUUACUAAAUUUUAUCUUCAUAUUUAUAUUAUGGUUGAUACUAGGGCACAUUGAGUUGAACUUUCAAUAUCAAAAGUAAAGAUUUAAAUACUUUAAAUUUAGUACCGAUAGCGUAUCCAUUAACCGUUACUGCAACCAGUUACCACUAUCCGCAUUCAAGUUUAAUACGAUGGAAUCACUUGGAAGAUGAUCAAUGGAUGGGUUUUAAAGUUGGUUACACUAUUUUUUACUCAAAAUUAUCCACGGGAGAAAUAGGAGUUGAUGGACCAAUUACCGAUAAUUUCACAGAAGUUGGCUA
This is a messenger RNA of Hydractinia symbiolongicarpus, 1229 nucleotides long. RefSeq names its product contactin-6-like. The transcript is spliced from 2 exons. The record is from RefSeq and is a predicted model, not a curated record. Gene Ontology annotation, molecular function: protein binding. The coding region runs from base 1 to 474 and encodes 157 amino acids. Lineage: Eukaryota; Metazoa; Cnidaria; Hydrozoa; Anthoathecata; Hydractiniidae.